AUGGGCUCAUUCAAGGGACCGAGACAAAGAAAAGGAAAGGCACGGGGCCGGCUUUCGACGAAGCAGCACUCGCUCAACUCACCGAAAAAGCUCGACAAGACUCUCGCCGGCGCCGACACUGAUCAACAGCCGUCACCGAAGCGCAAGAGACCGAACACCACAGCCGAUGAUCGAGAUACAAAGAGACGCCAGAAAACUGUAGUGGACACGAAAGAAGGGCAACAGGACCGUUCCAGGAAAGACCAGUCCAACAAUACAACAAAGGAGGUUCUGCUGGAGGAAAUUUUGGCAUUGGGCGGAGACGAGGAUGAUCUUGAGCUUGUCGCCAAUAUCGAUUCCGACAACGAAGAUGGACCCGGCACGAAAUCUGCUUCGGCGCCCGAGAAGUCUCUGGAUAAGUCAUUCCAGGAUGACCCCGUUGACGAGGAACAAGACGAUGACGACGAGGAGGAGGAGAUUGAACAGAGCAAACAAGACGACAGCCAGGGUCAGGAGCAACCUCAAGCAACCCCUGCCAUGGUAAAAAGUGAGAGUACAACAACCGUUCAAGACGCCCCACGCGGGAAGCAAGGCAAGAACAAGCUGGUUUUCGAGCCCAGGCCUGACUGGCAUGGCCUCAACCUUGAGGGCCUACCUGCUUUCACACCGUCUGCCGACGUCAGGCAAUAUGCUUCAGCAAUCGCCAGCCUCAAAGCUUACGCGGAGGCCCUGUUGAAGGAGGACGCGGCAAAAUACAGUGCCCUCCAGGCCUCCAGCUCCACUCAGAAGUUCAUGUCAACGAUCAUGUCUUCCGGCACUUUGUCCGACAAGGUAUCUGCCUUAACCUUGUCGAUACAAGAGUCUCCCCUUCACAACCAGAAGGCUUUUGAAAACCUGAUCGGGUUGGCCGGCAAAAAAAGCCGUAGCCAGGCACUCGCUGCCCUGGGCGCUCUCGUCGAUCUGCUGGGCAAUGGCUCAGUUCUUCCAAGUAAUCGCCGUCUUCGUGCGUUCAACAUGCAACCCGCGUUGCUGGCCGCUUUACAGGAUCAAGCUGUGCUGCGUUGGGUUCAGGGCCAGAAGCUUCCUGCCAACCUCACUGACUCUCACUUGAUGAUGUGGGCAUAUGAAGACUGGCUCAAAUCAGCGUAUUUUCGCAUUAUCCAGCUCCUCGAAAUCUGGUCGGCUGAUCAGAUUGAGCACUCGAGAAUGCGUGCGCUGGAAUUCGUUUUCACUUUGCUCCGGGACAAGCCGGAACAAGAGGCCAAUCUGUUGCGACUUCUUGUUAACAAACUCGGUGAUCGCGAACGGAAAAUUGCAUCUCGAGCGUCAUACCUCCUCUUGCAGUUGCUGAACGUUCAUCCUGCGAUGAAAAGUGUUGUGAUCAGCACGGUAGAGCAAGAGGUUUUGCUCAAGCCAGGCCAGAGCUUGCGCACCAGAUACUAUGCCAUCAUCACCUUGAAUCAAACCAUCUUGAGCACUAAGGAGCCCGCUAUCGCAAACACACUACUCCGAAUUUACUUCGAAGCCUUCCUUUCCUUGCUCAAGACCGGCUCGUUGGGAAACCUGGAAGCGCUCAGUCCCGAGGAAAAGUUAGGCGGCAGCAACAGGAAAGCCAAGAAGGGCAAGCACAACCACACCGAGACCACUGCCAACGAGCAGGAUACGACACAAAAACUUGUUUCUGCACUGCUUACUGGCGUCAAUCGUGCGGUACCCUUCACUACCGCCGACGACGAGACCAUGGAAAAACACCUCGAUACCUUGUUUCGAAUUACCCACUCAUCGAACUUCAACACCAGCGUGCAAGCACUUAUGCUCAUCCAACAGCUCGCUGUGACGAAACAUCUUGCUGUUGACCGAUUCUAUCGGACAUUGUACGAAUCACUGCUGGAUCCCAGGCUCGUCACGUCAUCGAAGCAAGCACUGUACAUGAACCUACUCUUCCGUGCCUUGAAGAAUGAUGCCGACGUCCGGAGAGUGAAGGCUUUUGUCAAGAGAUUGGUUCAGGUGCUCAACCUGCACCAGCCGUCCUUUGCAUGCGGAGUGUUAUAUUUGAUUUCUGAGUUGGGGAACACGUUUCCUGACCUUCAAUCGUUGCUCACUGUGCCCGAGGACAACGAAGAUGACGUGGAGGCGUACAAAGAUGUCAAUGACGAUGCGGCUUUGCCUGAAGAUGCGCCAAGUUCCCGUCGUGCCGCCGGCUAUGAUGGACGAAAGAGAAACCCCGAGCAUAGCAAUGCGCACAGAAGCUGCUUGUGGGAGUUGACUCCCCUCCUGUCUCACUUCCAUCCAUCCGUUCAGGUAUAUGCCAGUAAUCUUCUUGCCCGUCAAAAGGGCCUGCCGAAGCCGGACCUGGCGAAUCAUAGCCUCAUGCAUUUCCUGGACAAGUUCGUCUACCGCAAUCCCAAGGUUACCGAAACCAAGCGCGGAAGCUCGAUCAUGCAGCCGGUCCUCGCUACCGGUGGCGCAUCCCAAACUGUCGUUUCCAGCAAAGAUGGCGCCAAGAAGCAGCCUUCUGUCAACACGGCCUCAUUCUGGAAUCUCAAGCCAGAACAGGUUUCCGCCGAAGAUGUUUUCUUCCACGAGUACUUUGCGCGUAUUGGCAAGCCUGGGGACAUGGCAAAGGGCAAGAAGGCGUCCAAGGAGAAGAGUGGUCCGGACGGCGAAGAGGAAGAGGAAGAAGCCGAAGACGAGAUCUGGGAAGCAUUGGUCAAUUCUCGACCCGAGGUGGAGGGCGACUUGGACGAAGACGAAUCUGACCUCGGGAUGGAUGGCUAUGAUGACUCGGACGAGGAGAUGGACACUGGCGACCUUGAUAUGGGUGACGCUCGUAACGACUCUGAGGGAUCUGACGAUGAUAUGCCAUUUGAAGGCAUCUUUGAUGAUUCGGAUGACUCGGAGGAAGAGGCAGCGGCGGAUGAGAGCGCUAGUGAGGAGGAUGCUUCGGCCUCGAAGAAGAAGGGCAGACUGAGCAGGAAGGAGAUGAGGGGUCUGCCAACAUUUGCCUCGGCGGAUGAUUACGCUGAGAUGCUGGCUGGCGAGGAUGGCCUAGCUGACGACUAG
Sordaria macrospora k-hell is the source of this 3042-nucleotide messenger RNA. Lineage: Eukaryota; Fungi; Ascomycota; Sordariomycetes; Sordariales; Sordariaceae. The record is from RefSeq and is a predicted model, not a curated record.